Molecule: messenger RNA, 1952 nt
Organism: Pistacia vera
Lineage: Eukaryota; Viridiplantae; Streptophyta; Magnoliopsida; Sapindales; Anacardiaceae
Product: mechanosensitive ion channel protein 1, mitochondrial
Exons: 6
Coding region: 1-1632 (543 amino acids)
Biological process (GO): transmembrane transport
Cellular component (GO): membrane
Source: RefSeq, a predicted model, not a curated record
AUGGCUGCAACUAGGUUUUCAAUGCUGAAGUCACUUAGUAGUUACAUUAACCCCUCUGUGAAACAGACAGCAACUUCACUUCAGUCUUAUAACCCAUACUUGAAACUUACAAGAUUUGCUAAUCAAAGUCAUGUCAAGCUAUCUUACCCUCUUGUGAAUAACAAUUACCACAAAAGUCAGUUGCAUUCCGCAUUGAAUUCUGAAAAUAUCCAACCUAGGAUUCUUGGUUUUUCCUCUGAUACUCGAUGUUACAAAACCAACCGUGUCUCAGUAUUUUCACCCACGUUAACAAAAUUGUACUCUCAUAGUUCUAUUGCUUUUGGUUCGAUUCCGGUUUUAAACCAUCGAUCAUAUUCAUCAUUUUUUGGGGGCAAAGGUGAUAAAUCGACUAGAGAUAUGGAUGUUCCAGCUACUACUAGCGGUAGUGAAGUUGACGUUAAUAAUAGUGAUAUCGUCGAAGGUGAUUCAAUUGAUAAAAUUAAGGAUGCGUGGCAGAGUAUACUAGAUGGAGUAAAUUAUACUGGAGAAAAGGUUAAAGUGGCAUAUGAUGAACUGACUCCUUAUUUUCAACAAAUGCUUGAUUUGCAUCCGUAUCUUAGGGAUGUUGUUGUCCCAAUUGGUGGGUACUUGAUUGGUUCUAUAUUGGCUUGGGUGGUGAUGCCUAGGAUUUUGAUGAGAUUUCACAAAUAUGCCAUACAAGGUCCUGCUGCUUUACUACAUGGAGGCUUGUUUGGAGACCAAGUUCCUUAUGAGAAAAGUUUUUGGGGUGCUUUGGAGGACCCCAUACGAUAUCUUAUCACUUUCAUGGCAUUUGUUCAAAUUGGCAUGAUGGUGGCUCCAACAACAAUAGCAUCACAAUACCUUGCACAAGCAUGGAGAGGAGCUGUUAUCCUUUCGUUUGUGUGGUUUUUGCAUCGGUGGAAAACAAACGUCUUCACCCGUGCUUUAACUUUUCAAAGUUUGGCGGGGAUUGACCGGGAAAAGAUGUUAACUCUUGACAAACUUUCAUCAGUUGGUUUGUUUGUUAUUGGAGUAAUGGCUUUAGCAGAGGCAUGUGGAGUGGCUGUGCAAUCUAUCUUGACUGUUGGUGGCAUAGGAGGAGUGGCUACUGCUUUUGCUUCUAGAGACAUCCUUGGAAAUGUGCUCAGUGGGUUGUCUAUGCAAUUCUCAAAGCCUUUUUCACUGGGAGAUACUAUAAAAGCUGGAUCUAUAGAAGGCCAAGUGACGGAAAUGGGACUUACUACUACAACGUUACUAAAUGCUGAAAAGUUUCCUGUAUUAGUGCCAAAUUCAAUGUUUUCCAGUCAGGUAAUUGUGAAUAAGUCACGUGCUCAAUGGCGUGCUGUGGCUAUCAAAAUUCCUUUGCAUAUUGAUGAUUUGGACAAGAUUCCUCAGAUAUCAAAUGACAUUAAAAGCAUUCUGAGAUCGAACGCCAAAGUUUUCUUGGACAAGGAGGCUCCUUAUUGUUUCUUGUCUCAGAUAGAAAGUUCUUUUGCUGAAUUGAGCCUUGGAUGCAAUCUCAAAAGCAUGAACAAAGAUGAGUUAUACACCACAGAACAAGAUAUACGUCUGCAGUCAGUCAAGAUUAUCAAGGAACAUGGUGCUUCAUUGGGCAGCACUUACAGGUUAUGAUCAGUAGAUGAUACAGCAUACUGUUAGCCUAGUCCUUCUAUAGAAAUUUGGUCUCAGUUGGUAGAGAAGGUUUUGGAAACAAUGUGGCGAACUUCCAUAGACAAGUCAUGGUAUCAAAAUAAAGGAUAACAGCUGAGAGCUACUGUAAGGAUAGCUGCAGCAGUUUUGAAGACUGGAAGCUUUCCCAAGAACAUCAUUUUGACUAAUUUUGUCGCUUAUCCCAAAUAUGGAGGAAAACAGAAAUGAUCAACCGUCAAAUACAUGUUAACAAUGAGGAAGAUCAUAUUUUUAGCUGAGCAACGGGUAAUUUGCUUCUGGAG